GCAUUCCCGCACAUCCACCAACCUCUCUGCUCUGUAACCACUGUAGCGCGCGUGCGCGCGCCACACACACACACACACACACGCACACACCCCAACACAUUCACACUGCUGCCGCCGUCAGCAGCCCGUCGCCCUGACACGUUAACGGCCCGUGUGCGCAUACACAGUACGAGUGCACAAUCCGAGCCGUGACCACAGGCGGGAGCGACGUAACUUUCCCCGAGAGAAGUGGCGAAAAACCAGCUCCGGUGUGACCAGUCCGCCACCUAGCUGCGGAGACGCGCCGUCGGAGGAGAGCCGUCGACUGUACAAUUAUGAAAACACCCGCGCCAAUGUUGUUGCACAGGCGGCUCCGCGCUCGGAUGGGACCGAAACUCGCCGUCCGGAGGUGCCUUAACCUCCGCCGGCCUUAGUUAUGCAACCGGAGCAACAAUCUAAUGCACCAGGAGCCGCGGAUUGCUGUCGGUGCGAAGGAGGAGAAGAGGGCAGCGGGACAGCAACACCUUCCCCUCCUUCCUAAACGCAGUUUGGCUCCGGGACGCGCUCUCGGUUCGAGCCUUAAAGAGAAAAGCGGGACCGAGGCUGGAUGAAGACACCCAACUGCGCUUGCUGUUGUAGGAUAUUUCUGUUCUUUUUACCUAGACUUGCUUUCAACCCAUUGCCCUUGACCCCAGUAACCCCAAGAGGUACAUUUGUAAGUGUUAUACUGGGCACCUCACAGCAUCCUGCUUCUGCCCCCUGAGGUCUCUGAUGGACCAGAGAGUGAAGGGGGGAAUCCCUCCAACCACAAACUCCCCUCUGGACCCCACCUCUGCACCUGAGGACUCUGGACAGGACCAAGUGGCAGAGAAAAAGAGAAGAGGUGAGGGGGAAAACGGAGAGGUAGGCAAAAAGGAGGAUGAGAAAAAAGGAGCAGGAAGGAAGAGAGAGGGAGACAAGGGGGCAGUGCUGGAGUUGCUCAUUGAGGGGCGCUGUGGAAGCGCAGGGCAGCAACAACUUCAGAUCUCUGGCAGGGAGACCAGCUGCCCCGAGGGGAAUGUACGAGUCCGGAUUGGACUCCAGGCCAAACGCACCAAGAAGCCGCCCAAGAUCUUGGAGAGCUACGUUUGCAAGCCCACCAUUAGGACCUAUCAGAGACAGGGCAGGGGGGGGCUUCUGAGGGGGGAUGGUGAAGGAGGAGUGGGGCAACAGAGCAAAACCAGCUCUACCCCAGAUGAGAACACCAGAGAGCAACGCUCAAGCUUGGAUGCUGUCCAGACCACAUCCAAACAAACUGCAUCUGCUGCUUCAACACAACUUGCAUCACCAUUAUUGUCGUCGUCGUCGUCAUCAUCAUCUUCGUCAUCACAGCCACUGUCUUCAUCAUCAACAUUUGCUACAGCUUCCAACCCAGCCUCAGUCCAGGCCAGGCCAGGUCAGGCCAGCCAAGUGACGAAGUCUGCAAAACAGGUUCCUAUUAAACUGGCCGAUAAGACAGAGGUGAAUUCAAAUGGCUCAUCUGAGAGAGUGAAGAAAGAGAAGCUUCCUAGUGUCAAUGGCCAGCCAGUUCCUGCAGGACAUAAACCCUGCUCACCCACAGCAGACCAGACAGCUUCAACUACACCUUCCACUCCAUGCAUCCAGGCACCCUCUGCUUUGGAGACCAGGAAUGAAGCAAACACCACCAAGAAACAAAAUGGUUUGGUACAGACAGCGAGGCAGAAGGGACUAUCAAAUGGGAAAUGCUGUGCCGCCAUUCUUGGUACUCCCUCUUCCUCGAAAAUCAAAGUUGGAAAACACUGCAGUUCUUCCUCCAUAUCUUCCGCGACAAGAUCUUCAGUGUCCACCAGCUCCCAUAAAGAACUGUCCAGUAAGAGCAGCCCAGACUCGCCUUCCUCUCCCUCGGUCACCCCUAAACCACAGUCCUCCCCCACUGUGGAGCUCUCGUCUGCCCAAUCCCAAGAUCAGAAUCCCUCUCCACAGACCUCACUAGAGAAAAAGAGAGAGAAAGAGAGGAAAGCAAAGAAGGAAAAACGGAAAGACAAAAAAUCAAAGCGAGAAAGGCUGGAAGCUGAAAGAGAGAAGAGUGAGAGCAGAAAGGAGGAGGGGAAGAAGAAGAAAAAGGAGAAAGGAAAAGGUGGAAAAUCAAGACAUGGUAAAGAAAGAGUUGAAAUACAUAAGACUGAUGAUUUGUGGAGCGAUGAACUUAAGACUGAAAGAGGAAAGACUGAGAAAAAGAGGGAUAAACUUAGUCCGGACAGACACAGAAAAGAAGACAAUAAUCCAAAAUGUGGGGAAACAGUUGAUAGUGGUAAACCAGAUAAAGCCUGUAAAGAACUGAAUCCAGGCAGAUCCGAAGAGAAAGACAAGACAGAUGACAGUUGCAAGCCAGUUAAACAAGCUGAGCCAACAACAACAACAACAAUAACAACAACAACAACAACAACAGGUGACACUAAUAAAUCAAAAGAACAAGAUGUCUCAAGACAUUCAGCUGUGCCUCUAAGCCACCCCUCUUCUUCUGCUCCUCCCUCUCUUCCCACUCCUUCUACCCGUCCCCCUGUUUCUCCCCCUUCUUUCCCGCAAGAGCAAGACAGCCGGCCACUUAAGAAACGUAAAGCAAGACGGCCCAGCUGGACCAAGCUGGUGCACAGGGCUCAGAGGGCAGAAAAUUAUGAAGCCCCCUCAGAUUCCCUACAUAAUCCUUUACUAAGUUUCCCCCAGAACCCCAAGACAUCCCUUCCUGCCAAGGCCACUUUUCAGCAGACGGUUCACUCACAACCAACAUCUAUCUUCUUAAACAGCAACUCCUCCCCUCUCUCUUCUGCAAACAAACCUCUGUCCCCAAAGCACCCCACAUCAGACCCAAGCCCCCUUGCAUCCAGAUGCACGAUAACUCCUGCCCGGAAAAGGGGCCGCCCAAAAUGCCACAGCUCUAGUUUAGAGGAGCCUCCCCCUGGACUUUCAACGAAAGCUAUCCCGGCUGAGGAGCCUCUUCUGGGGUGUAACGGAGUUCAGAAAGCCCCUGUGCUGGUGCCAAGUCCAAUGCUGCAGUGUGCUGCUCAGUCUAAAUCCAGCCCCAAGAAGCGUGGCCGUCCUCCCAAACGGCCCCUCCCCGUGGAACAGAGGGGAGAUUCACUGAAUCCCACUGAUGAUACAGACAGGAGUAAAGAUUUCCAUUCUCCUGAAAAGGGGAACAGGAAGCUAAAGAUCAGGAGGCUUAUUAAUGAGAUGAAGAAAAGAAAGAAGAGGAGACUUCACAAGGUAAUGCUGUCUGGGUAUGAAGGAAUGGAGGACGGCGGAGGUAAGGCACCAGAUGGAGAGACCACUCUGAGAAUGUGUAAAUCGAUAGAGGCAACAACAGUACACACACUCUCUGCCCUGUCCUCCUCCUUUGGGAGCAAGCUGGGCCCUCAGAUCAAUGUGAGCAAGAGGGGGACUAUUUACAUGGGCAAGAGGCGAGGGCGCAAGCCUAAAGUCCAAACAGCUAACUUAAAUUCCACCUCCCAGAUCUCUGCUCACUCGUCUCUGUUCACCAAUCCCUCUGAAACAUCUCUCUUCUCAUCUAACCAACCCCAAGCUCCCUCUUCUCACCCCUUUCCCUCCCCAUCCCUUACCCACUCCAGUGGGGCUCAAAGUCCUUACAGCGAAGGCAGCCUCACAGAACCAACAUCUUCCCUACUUUUUCCUCACCCCUUCACCCUACCGUCCCCAUCAUCAUCCUGUACUUCCCCACGACCCCCCUCCUCCUCCUCCCUCUCUCCCUUUGUGAAGAAGAGUUGUCCAUGUCAGGGAAGACAUCACUUCCCAUUUCACCAGUCAACAUGUAAGCUCUCCUGUCCCACCCCUCCACUGCAUCACACACCUGGCUCCCCUGGCCGACUCAAAGAGGCCACCCCCUCCCCCAGGAGCGAAUCACACAGCGAAGAGACUCUACCUAGUGAUAGUGGAAUUGGAACCGAUAACAACAGUGUUUCUGAGCGAGGGGAGUUGAAGGGAGCUCGAGGCAUUCUCAGGUUGGGCCAGGGGUCAGGAGUGAUGCUUGGGGGUCAAAGACACGCUUCAUCUUUUGUGGAUCAUCCCUCUCCUGUCUCCUCACCCCCGUCUCAUAUCCCCAGACACACAAACCCAAUCAGCGACUCAAGUAACGCGGAUCGGCAUCGAGAAAGACACCGGCACAGGCGGAGGGAUUACGAUUGCUCCUCUUCCUGUACUUGCCUGUGCCCCUGCCCCUGCCAAGGACACAGUAAGUGUACUCAUUCAGACUAUUAUCCUUGCCUUGGGCACAAUGCACUGAAGAGACAGAAAAAUAAACAUAAGAAGAAGCACCAGCAGCUGCACAUGCAGGAUCCAGAGUUUCUGGCUGAACUCGAAGAUCUGAUCAGUCAGUUCAGUGAGGUCCAUAUCGGAAGACGAAGUUGGGUGAGGACAGGACUGGUACAGGGCUUCGAUGGGGGUGGGACUGCUGCUGGAGGAAGGCGCCAUCACCCUUCCUCUCAUUCUCUCAGAUCUAACAUCUUCAGGAUCAAUCUGAAUGGUUUCUACUCGCCUCACCCUUCGUCUUACCCUGCAAAUCCCUCCUUCUCCCCGCAGCCUUUUUACCCCUGUCAGCCAGUGCAUUGCAACAGGAAGCCGGACCGCAGGCAGUGUGGCUGCCCCUCAAAGUUCCAAGAGACCAUUGAAAAUAUGGGCUUUUACAGCAGCUAUCCCGCAGCCACAACACUUUACCACCACCUCCCUAGUUCCUAUCCACUUCCGUCUCCUCACCAGUAUACCCCCCAUCAGCCCCACCAUGCCCACUUUCUCCUCAAUCCAGCCAGAUUCCACAGACGCAGGAGCAGGUUGCUGAGAGAGGGAGCUUUAGGAGGAGAGGUUGAGGGAGAUGUAGGAGGAGGCAGUGGAGGAGGCCCACAUCUCAGCUCAGGGUUCACAUCCAGCCUUUCCUGUGGCUGUGGGAGGAGCGAACACAAACAUAAACAUAAACACCGGCACCGGCACUGCGAGCAAGAUAUGGAUGAGGAUGAGGACUUACAUGGAGAUGAGGUGGAACACAGCAUGGAGAGAGAGGGAUUGGCCAAUCCCAAAUCCAGGUCUGGGUUCAUUUUGGGGCAAGGAGAUGGAGUAAGGAAAGGGUCAAGAGAAAUGGGGAGCAUGCUAUCCAAAGACUCACCUUGGUUAUGUGAGAAUGGAAAUGAUUCCUUUUCCUCUGCUGCUGCUGCCACACCAUCAUCAUCCUCAGCAGAGAGGUACAAACAUAUGUCUCUCACCUCACUGGGGCUGGGCUCCUCUCACCUGUCUUCAUUUGGAGGAGGCUGGGGCGGCCUGGGCCAGAGCUGGAUGAAAUUCGGCAGCCUUGGAGGGCCAGGAUUUGGAAACUCAAACCCCAGCUGGAGAGGCUUCACCGGGGAGCAACAUGGAGCCAGACUGAUUGCAUCAGACGGAGAGGACGAAGAUGGUGAAGAUCUUCAAGAAUCAAACCUGUACAGGACAUCGCCAUCCCCAACACACACCAACCUGUUCACAUCUGCUGCUGUGACAACAGGAGGGAGGGGCCCAAAGAGUGGAUUGGCCAGCAGGAAUUCAGGAAGUGAUGACAGGUCAUGGAGGAGAGACGAGCCAGCAUGGAGAGAGAGGAGAGAUGCAGGUUUACAAGGUGACCCAAGAAGCCGGGGGCAGCAGAAAAGUGUGCCAACAUCAGACAGUAUGGCGGUGAAAAACAAAAGAAGGCCAGGCCGGCCCAGGAAGCACCCACUGCCCUUUACGGUACCCUCCCCCACUCACUUAUCUGCACCGCCCUCCAUGUCAUCACUCGAUCUCUUACCAGGACACAACCGGGAUGGACGAGAAGUGGGAGGGCGAAAAGACGAAAGACUGUCAGGUAGAGAUCAAGGGGGCAACACGAUGCAGCGUGUGACAGAGGUGGAGCUGCAGGCCAGGAAGAAGAGAGGGCGGAAGAGAAAACAUGGUGACUCUCCCUGUCAUCAGAGUGUCGCUGUGGAUAAACCCGAGUGCGACACCCUCCCCGAAUGUUUUGAACAGUCGGAAGUAAUCCAGGCUCCGUCCCAACCAGAAACCGUCCAAAGAGAGGCGAGAGCUGAUGAUCCUCCCAAGAAGAAGUUUCUGACGGCAGGCCUUUACUCAGACGACUACAAAACUACAGACCCCCCCUCUCAAGCCCAGCAGAUUUGCAGAGAGAGAUUAGAGUACACACCCGGGGAGCACGAGUACACACUUUUACCAGCUCCCAUACAUGUUGGGAAGUACCUGAGGAUGAAGCGGAUUCAUUUCCAGCUACCCUACGAUGUUAUGUGGCUGUGGCAGCACAACCAGCUUAACAGGCAGCCUGCUGUCCCACUGAAGAGGAAGCGGCGUUACUGCCGGCUGAAGGAGAGGACUCUAUCCUCUCACCAGACAGCAGAGGAGAGCUCUAGUGACAUUACCAGCCUGUUCCCUCACCUCGACAUGGAGCCUUUGACCGGCAGUGAGAGGAGCUUUGUGGUGAAACACCACGUGUUCCUCGUGAGGAACUGGGAGCUCGUGAGAGAGAGACAGAUACGACUGAGGAUAGAGAGGGAGCGGGAGCGGGAGAGGGAGCGAGACGCAGAGGGGGAGGAGGGGGACUCACGGCGUCUGUCCUGUGACGGAGCCAAUGGGGACGACAGCCACAUCAAGUCAGAUCAGCCAGUGGGGAUGGAGGUGACAGUUAUCAGCAGUGACCCCCUCCAUCAGAGUCAGGACACCUCCAGCUUGCACACUGCCUGCCCCUUACCCAGUAAAACACAGGACAGACAAGAGGAGGAGGGACCUAAGGAAAACCGAGGGGAAGAAGAGGUCUGCAGCAGAGAACAGAGGCAGAGACGGCUCAAUGAUUUACUCUUGACCCUGCAGCAAUCAUAAGCUAACAGAGGGAGGUGGGACCAACUCUGAAAAAGGGACCUGGCCCACCACUGGACAGUUGGACACAAACUGAUGUCACAACACUGCUAUUAACUGUAGCAGUGCCACGGAGAACAGAAGCAAGAAAAGGGAGAAGAUUAUCAAGGCUAAAGAUACAAGAAAGACAUCUCACACACGAACAGAUGAGUGUGAUGAACCUAGCGCUCCAAAGGGCAUCACACCGAGGAUGAAAUCAUGGCAACGCAUCUUUUGUCCAAGCGGCAAGGGAUGAGAGAAACGGAGAUAGACUGUCCCGGAUGAAAGAGAGAAACAGACCAGCUGAAAUGAAUUUGCACUAGUGCUGAAUGAACAAGCACACUAAAGACUGUAUGUAUGUUGAGUGGACACACUAUAAAUGCACACACACAUGCAUUUUGAUUGCUCUUACUUCAGCACCUUAAAGCAAACUGGGAAAGACAGACAUUGCUCAGAGAUGUAGCCCGGGGCCCAUACGUUGGUCAAAAUUGAACCCUCGUUUGCUUGUUGGGCUUUCAAAGUCACAUUGCACCUUCGGGAAACGACACGAGGAGAAGUGAGCCAGUUCAAAUCUGUUGAGACAGUGUUAGCGGUUUUCUUCACUUUACCAAGACAGUUUCUGCUAUGUACCAGUGAAUAGGCAGGGGAGGGGGUGGGCUUAGUGAUAGGAAUUUUGGCAUCGCUGCAAGAGAAUUUCUAAUGAGGUUUUAAGAAAGAAGUUAUUUUUGAAAAAAGGCAGCUUGAGCACUGUCUGCUUAAAGAAAUGGACAAAAUAUAUUCACGAUAGGAAUGUUUAUUGUAUUUUUCAGUAUUGCUUCCUGGGGAGAGGGGUUAAAAAAAAGUGUUUCUGUUUACUUCAGACUGCCUUUGAGAAUGUUUAGCUCUUUGCUUCAGAGCAUUGACAAUCAGAAUGUCCUCGGGGGGAGAGAGAAGAGAGGAAAGGGAAUGAAAACGGAUUCGCCCCAAAUGCUCUGUAGUGCCAUGUUGUCUUGUGUACGUACCUAAGCGAACUCAUGCAGUCUUUAAAAGCAAUAUCUCUUCUGAUAAGAACUAUAUAAGGACUUCCUUUGUUUCGUUUUUGAUUUUUCUAUUAAGUUGUGAAUAUUUGAGGAGCUGAGGUAAUUUUUCUGUACAGAUGCGUAGUAGAUUGUUCUCAUCUUAGAAGCACUGGGCUGAUGCAUUUAGUGGAAGUAACCAUAAGCGUUUAGGUUCAUGUGAAUGUACAUAGAGAGAGAGAGAGACCUGUUUUCCUUCAACAGUAGCGUGUAAAAUGAGUAUUAUACAUGACAAUACUAUCGGAAGUAUACAUAAAGGUUAUAAUCAAAUCUCUCAUUUACUAAGAUGUUUUUAACCAGAUAUACAGCUGACCAAUAUAUCAGACAUUUCUCCUUAAAAUUGACUAUGAUUGUAUAUGAUUUUUUUUGUAGAAUUACAUGAUUUGUCUCUUUUUUAGCCGAGUGUGCUCUUGUUUUUAAUUGGUCAGACAAUCAGUGAAUUCGUCUUUUCCAGUGUUAAACCUUUGCUCUCUUUCAGUAGUGUGGCUUCUAAUAACAAGCCAAGAAAGUGCAAUUUCUUUGACUGUUUACAUACUGUAUGUAUAUUUUUCCUCUUUCCUUUUUUUAACUAAGAGCACUACAUUAUUGCCAGUGGAUGAUUAACUUUAUAGCAAAGGUACACAUUAAGAGUUAUUUAUCUAGUUUGCAUGAAAUGUAACCUUUGCCUGUUGCCUCUGAUGAUGUGCAUCUGAAAACAAAACAUCAAAAACAGUUAUAACUCAAUGCCAUAGAAUGUCAGUUCAGCUGUUUUGCAUCUAUAUCCAUAAUAAUAAAAGCAUUUUAUGUCUA
Molecule: messenger RNA, 8735 nt
Organism: Scophthalmus maximus (turbot)
Lineage: Eukaryota; Metazoa; Chordata; Actinopteri; Pleuronectiformes; Scophthalmidae
Product: histone-lysine N-methyltransferase ASH1L-like
Exons: 14
Coding region: 751-6876 (2041 amino acids)
Molecular function (GO): DNA binding
Source: RefSeq, a predicted model, not a curated record